AUGAUAGCUAGCUUUACCCCAGUCUACCUACAUACCUAUCCAUUCAUUCAAUUACCUUCACGUCCUCCCUACCCUCUCCCACCCCAUCCGACCGAAAAGAAUAAGAAAAAGAAACGAACAAUGACCUCCCACCGCGCCGACGCCAGCACCUUCCUCGACAACCGGGGCUACAGCGGCCCCCUAGUACGCGGCGUGAACCCAGCGACGCUCUUCGAAAAAGCCGUUCGAGACCGGAUCACAGACUCCUACUACUGGAAAGAGCAAUGUUUCGGGCUCAACGCCGCCACACUCUGCGACCGGGCCGUGGAACUGACCUGCAUCGGGGGCGUAUACGGCGUAUCCGAAAAGCCGUCGCCAUUCCUCUGUCUCGCAUUCAAGCUCCUCCAACUCAACCCAGAACGGGACAUUAUCCUCGAGUAUUUGAAUUUCAGCGAUCCUGCGAACGACGACAACAAUGAUGAAUCCUACGAGGAGGGCAACGGGGUAGUCAAAGCGCGCGGCGACUUCAAAUACCUGCGCGCGCUCGCGGCGUUCUACGUCCGAUUGACGUUCGAGCCGGUGGAGGUGUAUAAGACGUUGGAACCGUUGCUGUUGGAUUAUCGGAAGUUGAAGAGACGGGUGCGCGAUUCGUUUACGUUGACGUAUAUGGAUCAGUUUGUGGAUGAGUUGUUGACGAAGGAGAGAGUUUGUGGUACGAGUUUGUGGAAGUUGCCUGCUAGGCAGGUUUUGGAGGAUUUGGAUUUGUUGGAGGUUAGGGUUAGUCCGUUGCAGGAUGAGUUGGAGGAGAUGGAGAGGAGUGAUCGGGAGGAUGAGGAUGAGGAUGAGGAUGGUGGUCGUGAUGAUGAGGGGAGUGAGGAGGGGGAGAGGCAGGGUGAUGAUUGA
Molecule: messenger RNA, 882 nt
Organism: Aspergillus luchuensis
Lineage: Eukaryota; Fungi; Ascomycota; Eurotiomycetes; Eurotiales; Aspergillaceae
Product: PRP38 family protein
Exons: 1
Coding region: 1-882 (293 amino acids)
Cellular component (GO): precatalytic spliceosome
Source: RefSeq, a predicted model, not a curated record